Messenger RNA from Temnothorax curvispinosus, 951 nucleotides. Its product is annotated as golgin subfamily A member 6-like protein 1. The coding region runs from base 1 to 951 and encodes 316 amino acids. The transcript is spliced from 3 exons. NCBI's taxonomy places the organism in Eukaryota, Metazoa, Arthropoda, Insecta, Hymenoptera, Formicidae. The record is from RefSeq and is a predicted model, not a curated record.
AUGGAAAAGAGUCAGGUUCCAGAGAGACAAAGGAAAGAAAGUGAAGGACGAGUAGAGUCUGAGAAGAGUGAGGUAGACGAAAGUGAUGGCGACACAGAUGUUGAGGAGAAGCUCAGGGAGGAAGAGAUAGAAAGAGAAGAGAAAGUCGAUAAAGGAAGGUGUGAGAAAGAAAGUUCAAAACACGAAGGGGUGAGCCGCACAGAAAGAGGAGGGGGUUACAAAGGACGAAGCAGAAGCGAGCGGGAAGAGCUGGCGAGCGAGGAGGAGGUGAAUGGCGAAGAAUCGAGGAAUUCUGACAGAAGAGAGGGCAGGGGAAAAGGCAGUGUCUCGCAAGAGUGGACAAUGGAAAGAAGAGGUGACAUGAAAACGGAAGAGGAGAAGGAGCGUUGCAAAAGAGCGAGCAAAGAUGGAUCGGCGAGCAAGGCGGAAUGGAGGGAGCGGAGAGGAGACGGGGUGACAGGUAGCUAUCGAGGCAAAGAUGCAGAAAGGAAAGAUAGAGUCGCAGAGAGUGAAAAGUAUAAUGCUAGAGAGAUGGUGAAGAGAAGAGAAGAGAAAGUGAGAAGACCAGUAGAAAGGAAAGAAUUUAUGGAGAUCAUAGCUGAAAUGGCGCUGGACAUGAAGGUGGAAGUCAAAGGUGUGGUGGAGAUUAAAAGUGAGGGAAAGAAAGAGUUAAUGUUAGUGGAAAUGGAAGAGGAAGAAGACAAAAAGAAACUCUUUAGCAAACGGUGGGAAAUAAAGAAGAGAUGGAGAGUAAUGGUGGAUGAGGAACUGACCAGAGAAGAAAGAUACGUGAGAUGGAGGAUUGAAGAAAAGAAGGCGCUGUGUUUGGAGGUAAUGUCAGGAUACCCGAGUCGGGUCGAGUCGCAAAUCGAAAACGCCAUUAGAAUGAUCGCGUACGUGUUCGAGAGCGUCGCGGGCCGGUGUAAAUACGUUCCUUUUAUACAACUAUAA